GUCAGCUCGAGCUCUCAGCCUUGCUCACACCUGGACAUAUACGUCUCGAAAUCCCAUCGUUCUUGUCUGUCUUGUGGCUUUGCACUGCUCCAUGAUAACGUACUCCCUACCGAGAAGGGCAUAUACAGCGAGAGCGCUCUCAUCCCAGGCUCGCAAUAUUCCUACCGACCCUUGAACUUCGAGCUUGGACAAGAGAUCAGAUUGCUUCUACGGAUCCCAUUUUUUGUGAACUCACGCAUGCAAAUCUUCUUGACCGACUAGAAUACGAGGCAAUAUCCUACACAUGGGCAAGUUCCGAACUGGAGCUGUCUUUCGACAGGAAGCUCAUUCAUUCGAGGACUCGACAAUUUGUUCCUGUGACAGAGAACUGUGAGGCAGCGCUCCGCCAAGUACGUCGACGAGAUGGGAAACGAGUAGUGUGGAUUGACUCUAUGCAUUAAUCAAGACAAUGUCUCAGAACGCAACCAUCAAGUUUGGCUCAUGAAAAACAUAUAUGCAAAUGCCAUUCAGGUUUUAGUCUAUCUAGGAGAGCCUUCUAGCGAUAUUAACGCGCUAUUAGAGUACCUCAGUCAUUGUCUUGUUGUUCAUAGCGGUGGGUCCGUCGAAGUUAUUCCAAAACCGAGAGCUCAAAUUCCAUCGGCGGCCGCAGUUCAAAAGUUUCUCGCCCGAAGGUGGUUUCACAGGACCUGGAUCCUCCAAGAAGUGGCGCUAGCAAAAUGCGCAACUGUUAUGUUAUCCGCCAAUCUUCAAGCUAAUAUCCACGAUUUCCUGAGUUGCCUUGAAGCUGGACGUAACUGCGCCGCUAUGGAUCCAAGAGAUAGAGUCUUCGCCUUGCUUGGUCUUGUAGAUGAGCAGUCGGGAAUUUCCCUCAGAGCCGACUAUUCUAAAGACGUCUCUUGGGUGUUCAACGAAGUUGCUACUCAAAUUUUGGAA
Mytilinidion resinicola is the source of this 933-nucleotide messenger RNA. RefSeq lists its product as uncharacterized. The annotation marks the transcript as partial. The transcript is spliced from 2 exons. Lineage: Eukaryota; Fungi; Ascomycota; Dothideomycetes; Mytilinidiales; Mytilinidiaceae. The record is from RefSeq and is a predicted model, not a curated record.